Molecule: messenger RNA, 2341 nt
Organism: Cheilinus undulatus (humphead wrasse)
Lineage: Eukaryota; Metazoa; Chordata; Actinopteri; Labriformes; Labridae
Product: tripartite motif-containing protein 16-like
Exons: 1
Coding region: 70-1674 (534 amino acids)
Molecular function (GO): protein binding
Source: RefSeq, a predicted model, not a curated record
AUCAGAGCUCAAACUAGUUUCAUUUCUCAGGAAGUCAAACUCAGACGGUCAUUGUCUCUGAGAGCUGAAAUGGCACAGAAAGGAAUUCAGCUGGAUAAGGAAACUUUCUCUUGUUCCAUCUGUCUGGAUCUACUGAAGGAUCCGGUGACUGUUUCCUGUGGACACAGCUACUGCAUGAAGUGUCUUCAAACCCACUGGAAUACAGAGGAUGAGAAGAAACUCUACAGCUGCCCUCAGUGCAGGCAGACCUUCACACCGAGGCCUGUGCUGCUGAAAAACACCAUGUUAGCAGUUUUAGUGGAGGAGCUGAAGAAGAGCGGACUCCAAGCUGCUCCUGCUGAUCACUGCUAUGCUGGAGCUGAAGAUGUGGCCUGUGAUGUUUGCACCGGGAGGAAACUGAAAGCCCAAAAGUCCUGUCUGCAAUGUCUGGCCUCUUACUGUCAGAAUCACCUUCAGCCUCAUUUGGAAUCACCUACAUUUAAAAAUCACAAGCUGGUGGAGCCGUCCAAGAAGCUCCAGGAGAAUGUCUGCUCUCGUCAUGAUGACCAUAAAGGCCAUGACACAGUCUCAGCUGCAGCAGAGAGGGCCGAGAGGCAGAGAGAGCUGGAGGUGAGUCGACAAAACAUCCAGCAGAGAAUCCAGGACAGAGAGAAAGAUGUGAAGCUGCUUCAACAGGAAGCAGAGGCCAUCAAUCGCGCUGCUGAUAAAGCAGUGGAGGACAGCCAGAAGAUCUUCACCCAGCUAAUCCGUCUCAUAGAGAAACAAUGCUCUGAUGUGACCAAGCAGGUCCGAUCCCAGCAGGAAAGUAAAGUGAGUCAAGUGAAAGAGCUGGAGGAGAAGCUGAGGCAGGAGAUCGCUGAGCUGAAGAGGAAAGACGGCGAGCUGCAGAUGCUGUCACAAACACAGGACCACAACCAGUUUCUACACGACUGCCCCUCACUGUCAGCACUCAGCCAACCUACACGCUCAUCCAGCAUCCAUAUCCGUCCUCUGAGGUACUUUGAAGACGUGACAGCGGCUGUGGCAGCAGUCAGAGAUAAACUACAGGACGUCCUGACAGAGACAUGGACAAACAUCUCACUCACAGGGACUGAAGUGGAUGUUUUACUGCCACAACCAGAGCCCAAGACCAGAGAGGAGUUCAUCAGAUAUUCAUGUGACAUCACACUGGAUCCAAACACAGCAUUCAAACAUCUGUUUUUAUCUGAUGGAAACAUAAAAGCAACAUGGACCAGUCAACAACAGUCUUAUCCUAGUCACCCACACAGAUUCACUGGAGUAUCUCAAGUCCUGAGUCGAGAGAGUCUGCCUGGACGUUGUUACUGGGAGGUGGAAAGGAAAGGAAGAAUUGAUGUAGCAGUCACAUACAAGAAUAUCAGCAGAACAAGGGACUCGAUGCAAUGUGGAUUUGGAUCCAAUGACAAAUCUUGGAUGUUAUAUUGUUGUGAUACUGGUUAUCAGUUUUGGUUCAACACUGUCCUGACCCAUGUCUCUGGUCCUCGGUCCUCCAGAGUCGGAGUGUACCUGGAUCACAGAGCAGGUAUUCUGUCCUUCUACAGCAUCUCUGAAACCAUGACUCUCCUCCACAAAGUCCACACCAAAUUCACUCAGCCUCUACAUGCUGGACUUGGAAUUUAUUCUGAUUCCACUGCUGAGAUGUGUAAGCUGAAGUAGACAGAAGUUGUUUAAAGGAAAAGUGUGUUAACUUCUGUGUUUGAAUCCUUCAGCUUGAAUUUUUCUUCAUGUUUGUUGCUGAGAGUUGAUUGGACCUCAUUCACCAACUGUUCUUCUUUCCUACUUCAGGCUCAUUUAUGCUCCCCAUAAAAAAGACAAUAGCAUAUGCUAGACUCAUAAACAGAGAUGUUGAAUUGAUCCAAAGAUUCCUUCAAGCUGUUACUCUAAGGUCUUUUUUUUUAACCUCUGAGCAUCCUGUGUUGUGCCAUAGAGUUAAUCUGGCAGGGUGCACAGCUCCAGGUAAAUUAGUCACAGCACUGUAUCGUCUCCAUUUGGGAACACUUUGUCUUUGGGUGGACCUGUGAAUACCUAAAGUCUUUGAGAUGAUGCAGUAACCCCUUCCAGUCUUAUACAAGUCAACAAUUCUUGAUCUAAGGUUUAUGAGAUCUCUUUUUUGAGAGGCACUUUUCACAGCAGCAGAUGCUUCUAGUGAAGAGCAAACUCUACAAGACUAGGUUAAAACUGCAAAUUUUCUCACUCACCAUUGUACUUUAUACUCUAAAACAGCGUUACUCAACCCUGCUAAACCAAAGAGCCAAAUUGUUGAAAAAUACCUUUGCAAGAGCCACAAUCCAAAUGGUGAAAAGUGGCAAUAAAAUAAGUUAAA